This is a messenger RNA of Nezara viridula (southern green stink bug), 255 nucleotides long. The record is from the annotation of a GenBank genome assembly. NCBI's taxonomy places the organism in Eukaryota, Metazoa, Arthropoda, Insecta, Hemiptera, Pentatomidae.
AUGGCGAUAGCUGUCAUCCACGUUCGGACAGGAGCUCUGAUGUUCUACGUUUGGGUGUUCGUCGACGGGCACUUGACGGACGCCGUACCCCCGUCCGGUACGCCGGUGAGCGCCUACCUCGACGAGCAACAGUUCGAUGGCGUGGCAGGCAAUGACACCAUGGAAGACCCUUGCGUUGCUCUUCUUCAGGGAAUACUUUCACUCGUGGUGGAAAUGUCUUCUGCUAAAUGCCAGCGUACCCUCUUCAAGAGAUAG